ACCUAUUUAUUUACAGUUGUUCAAACUGUUUUCACUUGUGCAUUUUGAGAGAAUUGAUUCGCGCCACUGAUGAUUUCGGCGUUCGUGUUCCAUUACUGUUCUUUCCGGAAACGUCCAAUAUGGAACAAGAGGCACUUUGAACCGAAUCGUAUAAAAUCAUCGUUUUUAACAAGAAACGUAGCCUUUCGAGAGCGCGCAAUUCGCGCUCUUUAUUUAAGCGCACAGUUAGACGAAGAACUGUCCGAGAGUAUCAACUCCGAUAUUGUAACACAGGAGACCAGAGCAUACAACUCUUCUCAAUAUACAAUCAGGGCGCCCGAGUGGUUUAUCAAACUUCGUAACGAAAGAAAAAAAGACUAUGAGUUGAAGCCUGGUGAAAUAGCCGUUCGUUUCAUCAAUACACCAACAGGAGAAGACAUAGUUGUAGCAGCAAAACCUAGCGAGAAUCUUAUGGACGUUGCUGAUUCUGUUGGACUUAAGAUCCCAAGAUAUUGUGAAACUGGGGUGUGUGGAACAUGUACUGCAGAGUUGGAAGAUUUAUCUUCAGUGGAUGGAAGAGUGGCGAUUAGACCUUGCUGUACAGACGUUCAUCUUCCGACUGGUUGUGACGAAAUGGUUGUUGAUGUAUUCCACUGCCGGAACUUUUCUUCAGUGGUUGAUUACACGGAGGAAGUUUUACAGAGUGAUCGAAAGUUAACAAGGGAUUGUACUACUUGCUUAGGUCAAGGCAUCGUCUCUUGUUUUCCUUGUGGUGGCAGCGGUUUGUUAUCGGACAGUGAUGCUGAAGAGUUGUGUUGCUAUUGUAUGGGUCGAAAAAUAACUCUGUGUCCAGACUGUCAGGGGAAAGGACUGACCAAAGUUCAGUGGUAGCGCUAUUUUAUACGACAGGAACUGUUCAUAGAUAAAUACAAAUUAUUAUCA
Molecule: messenger RNA, 921 nt
Organism: Galdieria sulphuraria
Lineage: Eukaryota; Rhodophyta; Bangiophyceae; Galdieriales; Galdieriaceae
Exons: 1
Coding region: 70-870 (266 amino acids)
Molecular function (GO): 2 iron, 2 sulfur cluster binding
Source: RefSeq, a predicted model, not a curated record